GCGUAGACGGGGAGGGGGGAGUCUGGGGUUCCGACGUCGCCGCGGAGCGAGCGAGCCCGAACCGGAUCCUUGACGAGCACCCUUGCUCUGCGUUCUCUCUCCGCGUCUGCCAGGAGAGGCCCUGCGGCCUGAGGGAGACCCGCCGCCCGCACCCCGGCGCAAGCGCAGCCCCGCUCUAUCGGGCCCGAGCCCGAGAAACAGUUGGGACCCCUGAUUGCCACAGGAUGGCCCAAUGGAAUCAGCUACAGCAGCUCGAUACACGGUACCUGGAGCAGCUUCAUCAGCUGUAUAGCGACAGCUUCCCGAUGGAGCUGCGGCAGUUUCUGGCUGCUUGGAUCGAGAGUCAGGAUUGGGCAUAUGCGGCCAGCAAGGAAUCACAUGCGACUUUGGUGUUUCAUAAUCUCCUGGGUGAGAUUGACCAGCAAUACAGCCGUUUCCUACAGGAGUCAAAUGUUCUCUAUCAGCACAAUCUGCGGAGAAUCAAGCAGUUCCUUCAGAGCAGAUAUCUGGAGAAGCCAAUGGAAAUUGCCCGAAUCGUGGCCCGAUGCCUGUGGGAAGAGUCCCGCCUGCUCCAGACUGCAGCCACUGCAGCCCAGCAAGGGGGCCAGGCCAACCACCCGACAGCCGCCGUGGUGACAGAGAAGCAGCAGAUGCUAGAGCAGCACCUACAAGAUGUUCGGAAGCGAGUACAGGAUCUAGAACAGAAAAUGAAAGUGGUUGAGAAUCUCCAGGAUGACUUUGAUUUCAACUACAAAACCCUCAAGAGUCAAGGAGACAUGCAGGAUCUGAAUGGAAACAACCAGUCAGUGACCAGGCAGAAGAUGCAGCAGCUGGAGCAGAUGCUCACGGCGCUGGACCAGAUGCGACGGAACAUCGUGAGUGAGUUGGCGGGGCUGUUGUCCGCGAUGGAGUAUGUGCAGAAAACUCUCACGGACGAGGAGCUGGCUGACUGGAAGAGGCGGCAACAGAUCGCGUGCAUUGGAGGCCCUCCCAACAUCUGCCUAGAUCGCCUCGAAAACUGGAUAACCUCAUUAGCGGAAUCUCAACUUCAGACCCGCCAACAAAUUAAGAAACUAGAGGAGUUGCAGCAGAAAGUGUCCUACAAAGGGGAUCCCAUCGUACAGCACCGACCAAUGCUGGAGGAGAGGAUUGUAGAGCUGUUUAGAAACUUAAUGAAAAGUGCCUUCGUGGUUGAGCGGCAGCCGUGUAUGCCCAUGCAUCCUGACCGGCCAUUGGUCAUCAAGACUGGAGUCCAGUUCACUACCAAAGUCAGAUUGCUGGUCAAGUUCCCUGAGUUAAAUUAUCAGCUUAAAAUUAAAGUGUGCAUUGACAAAGACUCCGGGGAUGUUGCAGCUCUCAGAGGGUCCCGGAAGUUUAACAUUCUGGGCACAAACACAAAAGUGAUGAACAUGGAAGAGUCCAACAAUGGCAGCCUGUCUGCAGAAUUCAAACACCUGACCCUGAGAGAGCAAAGAUGUGGUAAUGGGGGCCGAGCCAAUUGUGAUGCCUCCCUGAUUGUCACCGAGGAGCUGCACCUGAUCACCUUUGAGACUGAGGUGUAUCACCAAGGCCUCAAGAUUGACCUUGAGACCCAUUCCUUGCCAGUUGUGGUGAUCUCCAACAUCUGUCAGAUGCCAAACGCCUGGGCAUCAAUCCUGUGGUACAACAUGCUGACCAACAACCCCAAGAACGUGAACUUCUUCACCAAGCCCCCGAUUGGCACCUGGGAUCAAGUGGCCGAGGUGCUGAGCUGGCAGUUCUCCUCCACCACAAAGCGAGGGCUGAGCAUCGAGCAAUUGACGACACUGGCUGAGAAACUCUUAGGACCUGGUGUGAACUAUUCAGGGUGUCAGAUUACAUGGGCUAAAUUUUGCAAAGAAAACAUGGCUGGCAAAGGCUUCUCCUUCUGGGUUUGGCUGGACAAUAUCAUUGACCUUGUGAAAAAGUACAUCCUGGCUCUUUGGAAUGAAGGGUACAUAAUGGGUUUCAUCAGUAAGGAGCGGGAGCGGGCCAUCUUGAGCACCAAGCCCCCAGGCACCUUCCUGCUACGGUUCAGUGAAAGUAGCAAAGAAGGAGGUGUCACCUUCACUUGGGUAGAGAAGGAUAUCAGCGGUAAGACCCAGAUCCAGUCAGUGGAACCAUAUACUAAGCAGCAGCUGAACAACAUGUCGUUUGCUGAAAUCAUCAUGGGCUAUAAGAUCAUGGACGCUACCAAUAUCCUGGUAUCUCCGCUGGUCUAUCUCUACCCCGACAUUCCGAAGGAGGAGGCGUUUGGAAAGUACUGUCGACCAGAGAGCCAGGAGCAUCCCGAAGCUGACCCAGGUAGUGCUGCUCCAUACCUGAAGACCAAGUUUAUCUGUGUGACACCAACGACGUGCAGCAAUACCAUUGACCUGCCGAUGUCCCCCCGCACUUUAGAUUCAUUGAUGCAGUUUGGAAAUAAUGGUGAAGGUGCUGAGCCCUCAGCAGGAGGGCAGUUCGAGUCCCUCACGUUCGACAUGGAGUUGACCUCGGAGUGCGCUACCUCCCCGAUGUGAGGCGCUGCGGGCUGAGGCUGCAGAGAGCAAGGACGGAGGCACCUACCUGUGUUUUACCACCCCUUACAAAGCCAGCCCCAGAUCGUCUGAGACUCCUCUAACUCUGUGCUUCCAGAUUUUAAUCUCCUACUUCUGCUAUCUUUGAGCAAUCUGGGCACUUUUAAAAAUAGAGAAAUGAGUGAAUGUGGGUGAUACGCUUUUACCUAAAUGCAAAUAAGAAUGUGUUCUCUGAGACUGUGACCGGCGGGGAUGUGGAAGGGGUGGCAAGAGGGAGAGAGAGUGGAAAUGUUCUGGUCUUUUCUUGCUGGCCCGGCCCUCCUCUCUCAGCAGCUCGUGUUGUCCUUGGACAAGUGCCUCCUGGUGCCCGCGGAUCCCUCUGCCUGUCUCUGUAAGCUCACGCCACAGGCUGCCUCUAGCUACGUUACUCCCAGCAUUGCACUUUUAACCUUGCUAACAACCAAAUAGAAGAUAGGACUUUCACAGCCCCUAGGUUUCUUUUUAAAUUAAAAAAAAAAAAAUUUAAA
Messenger RNA from Neogale vison (American mink), 3061 nucleotides. It is a transcript of the gene STAT3, whose product is annotated as signal transducer and activator of transcription 3. The transcript is spliced from 24 exons. Gene Ontology annotation, molecular function: DNA-binding transcription factor activity, RNA polymerase II-specific; RNA polymerase II cis-regulatory region sequence-specific DNA binding. Gene Ontology annotation, biological process: cell surface receptor signaling pathway via JAK-STAT; growth hormone receptor signaling pathway via JAK-STAT; regulation of transcription by RNA polymerase II. Lineage: Eukaryota; Metazoa; Chordata; Mammalia; Carnivora; Mustelidae. The coding region runs from base 225 to 2537 and encodes 770 amino acids. The record is from RefSeq and is a predicted model, not a curated record.